AUGAAUCAGUCGUCAUCUUCAACCGCCAACGAAACAAAUGUCCCCUGGAGUAAAAUCGCUCUUGGUGUGUUCCUUUAUUUUAUUGUCCUUGUUACUAUUUUUGGUAACAUCCUAGUACUGGUCGCCGUUAAAAGUAACAAACGUCUUCAGACGGUGUUUAAUUUUUACGUAGUGAAUUUAGCUUUGACGGACGUUUUAGUAGCUGUUACGGCAAUGAGUUUCUACACCUUGGACAAUAUUCUUGGUUACUGGCCAUUUGGAAGGAUAAUGUGUGGUGUUUGGAUAUUUUUUGAUUAUGGAAUGACGUUCGCGUCCGUUUUCACGCUAUGUAUUAUCUCUAUUGACCGAUUCUGGGCGGUAAAUUGGCCGAUACAUUACAAAUCUCAUCAUAAUAAAAAGAAAGCCCUUGGGAUGAUAUGUGGUGCAUGGUUGUUUUCAUUGGUGUUAUGGUUACCCCCGUGUGUACUGGACCGUGUACAGAAUUACGUAGCAGACGACACCUGUAUUUGGGACCCGUUGUUGAACCAAGAAAUGGUUAUCGUAAUAGGAAUUGUGGGUCACCACGGUUCCUUCUUCCUGCUGUUCGGGUGUUAUCUGCGGGUUCUGUUUGUAGUUCGACGACAGAGGAAAAUCAUCUCGGCGGAAAUCACUGUAGAUUCGUCGAUUAAUUCAAUUCUGAGUCGUCGAAAUCAAGCCUCAAAUUGUACAGUCAGUGAAACAGAUGACAUAACUCCUGUGUCAAAGAACAAACUAUAUUUUGUUUUGUUACAAUAA
Saccostrea cuccullata (small rock oyster) is the source of this 774-nucleotide messenger RNA. RefSeq names its product muscarinic acetylcholine receptor M2-like. The record is from RefSeq and is a predicted model, not a curated record. The coding region runs from base 1 to 774 and encodes 257 amino acids. Gene Ontology annotation, biological process: G protein-coupled receptor signaling pathway, coupled to cyclic nucleotide second messenger; chemical synaptic transmission. Gene Ontology annotation, cellular component: dendrite; plasma membrane. Lineage: Eukaryota; Metazoa; Mollusca; Bivalvia; Ostreida; Ostreidae. The transcript is spliced from 2 exons. Gene Ontology annotation, molecular function: G protein-coupled serotonin receptor activity; neurotransmitter receptor activity.